Aspergillus brunneoviolaceus CBS 621.78 is the source of this 1308-nucleotide messenger RNA. RefSeq names its product polysaccharide deacetylase family protein. Gene Ontology annotation, molecular function: hydrolase activity, acting on carbon-nitrogen (but not peptide) bonds. The coding region runs from base 1 to 1308 and encodes 435 amino acids. The transcript is spliced from 3 exons. Gene Ontology annotation, biological process: carbohydrate metabolic process. Lineage: Eukaryota; Fungi; Ascomycota; Eurotiomycetes; Eurotiales; Aspergillaceae. The record is from RefSeq and is a predicted model, not a curated record.
AUGUCCACCACUCUCUCGCUCCUCCUCCUUCUCAUCAUCAACGCCCUCAUCACCCCAACCCAAGCAACACCACCACCGCUACCACCUCGUCCACCCUCCCCACCCUCCCCACCAACCCUGAACCUCACCACCACCACCUUCCACAACCCACAGGGCCCGCCCAACAGCAUCCUGAUCGACACCUUCCAGCACCAAGACAUCAAUGCUCUAGGCCACUGGCACGGGGCCCUCGAGGGACUCACCGUGCACCACGGCAACGGGUUCGUGCGGCUGUUUCCCUCGGACCCGGACCACAGCUACCACACGCAGCUGUCGGCGUCGUCGUGCUACGACCUGCGGAGCCAGCAGCCCACGCACGCGCUGCACGUCGUCUUCGGCGGGACGACCAAGUUCUCGAUCUUCGUGAACCAGCACAACGCGGCGUGCGACUUCACGCGCAACCCGUUCCCGCAGACGUCCGACGUGGUGGAGGCGGCGCGCUACGCCCGGGGCAACGACAUCUACAUCCCGCUGGCGCACUUCCACAUCGACCAGAGCCGGGCGGUGUCGGUCAGCUUCGGCGGCUUCUGGUCGCUCGAGAGUCUGACCCUGUACCGCGUCGAGAUCGUCCCCGCCAUCCCCGUCGGGUUCCCCGUCCCCCACCGCGUGAACAACGGCCGGCUGAUGCUGACGUGCUCGCGGCCGGACUCGUUCGCCUUCGGCAUCGACGACGGCCAGCCCCGCUUCGCGCAGGAGGUCAUGCGCAUCCUCGAGGAGGAGCGCGUGCUGGUCACCUUCUUCGUGGUCGGCCUGGGCCUGCGCGACCGCGAGACCAACUUCUCCAACGUCUAUCGCGAGAUGAUCAAGCGCGGCCAUCAGAUCGCCCUGCAUUCGGAUACGCAUCGGAAGAUGGAAGGCCUAGGCUCCACCGCAGAGAUCGACCGCGAGAUCGUCGAAAACAUCAAGUCUUUUCGCCAGAUACUGGGGAUCGAGACUCAUUACUUCCGUCCCCCCUUCGGCACCCUCGGCGCCCGCACCCGCCAACGCCUGGCCAACUACAUCACCGACCCCCAGAUCAUCACCUGGAGCGUCGACAUCGAGGACUGGCUGUGGGCCGACUCCAAGACCCCGGAGAAGCAACGCGAGGCCUUCUUCCGGGACGUCAGGCACGGAGGCAAUCUGGCCGUCAUGCACUUUUUGAGUUCCACGACCGUCAGCUACUUCCGGGAGGUGAUCCAGUUCGUCAAGAGCCAGAACAAGACCAUCAUGCGCAUCGACCAGUGUCUGGAAGACCCGAGGAGUCCCCCCCUGAAGUUUCCUAUCCAUUAA